GUGCUUUUGUGUCCGACACGACAGUUCCUAGCGGUCAGAUUUUUCUACCUGGUGCUGAGUUCAUUAAGUCCUGACGGAUGUUAAACCAGGGAGACAAGGCUUGGCCAGAGACAACUCAGAUUCACUUCGUUGUGGGGGAGUCUUCACCUGGAGCUGACUCUUCAAUGGUUGUCAAAGUAGGGCACGUUGAUCCUGGUGAAGCUCUUGAUGUGUGGACCGGUGACCUGGAGGUUCGUUCGUCGGGUCUGGUACACUUUUUUUAUCGCUAAAGCACAUUGCGUAUCUGGCACUCGAUGCUCCUGGUAGAUAUGUCAGUU
This is a messenger RNA of Suillus fuscotomentosus, 317 nucleotides long. RefSeq lists its product as uncharacterized. The record is from RefSeq and is a predicted model, not a curated record. The transcript has a single exon. Bases 78 to 269 code for a protein of 63 amino acids. Lineage: Eukaryota; Fungi; Basidiomycota; Agaricomycetes; Boletales; Suillaceae.